CGCCAUUGUAUACAAUUCCUAGAAAAUUGUCAUAAUAUUUCCUAAAAAAAUCGAUUCGAAAAAUUUCGAAAAAAAUCACCUCACGUAAUUUAUGGACACCCCCUUCUUGUUAACCUGUUACCUGACGCAUGAACCGAGCGAGGGAAGUUCGCUCGAACAGCGAACCAAGCGCGCGACAGCAGCGAAUCGAGUCGAUAUGCCACACGCUCUUUUUUCUGUUCGAUCUUUCGAUUCAAGUGAAACUUCUUUGGCAAAAUUUAACGACACCAUAAUCGUCGCCGUCGACGUGAUGGUAUUGCCAUGACAUGACCUUGAAAUUUUACUCUCAACGCGCCUAGAAGCUUCACUUCAAAAACCUAUGUGUGUACAUAAAUAGAUAGAAUAUUAUACUAUGAUUUAUGUGUGUGUUAUAUCAUUUUUAAAACAAUAAUUUGUACAUUUGUCAUAGUUACUACCUAUGCUUUAAUGCUAUAAAACUAUAUUAUAUUUUUAAGCGUUAUUAGUUUAUUGUUAUAAAGUGGGUGUUCCGGAUUCCCGGGUUGACCCUAUAUAUAAAAAUAAAUUAAAAUAUAGCAUAUUAUAUUACUCGGGAAUAAUGUAGCUUUCUGGUGGUGUAAGUUUUCCCAUUAAUUCAGUAGUUUCCUGUCAUAUUACAAUCAAAGUAUGGAAAAUUAAAUAAGGCCUAAAUUUUAAACUUGCAAAACGAUCAGUCUAAUUAAAAGUUAUUAGAUUGAGAGUAAGCUAUUAGCUAUAUCAAUUACAUCGGUUUACCGCGCCGGUAGCUGCGUCGCGUCAGCCGCGCCGCUCGAUACGUGCGGCGCGCGCGUACCGUGCGCCCCGCGCGGCAUUGCCGCACCCCUCGCCCUCAGUAUGCUUAUCUACCCCGCCUUGGACACCCCUGCUACACGUACUAUCACUAAUCCGUUUGUUCCCAACACUAGUUUUUCACAAUAAAAUUAAAAAAAAUCAUUUUCGCGCCAAUUGUUUACAUGACGUCUUCCUGUCAGUUCGGAAACGAAACCGGUUUGAUUUGUGCCAAUAUUCCAUUGUGUUAUAGGAAGAUAUUUUAUUUUUCAAUGAUAAAUAGUUAGUUAAUAGCAUUAAAAUCAAUUCCUUGAAUAGUUGUGUAUUUAUUUUUGUUGAAAAAGUUUCCCGCGUUAUCCGCGCCUUAAGCGACAAAGUAAAGCCGCGAACACAAUGAACGAAAUUGAUUUAAUCAAAGAAGUUGAGAAACGACCAAUUUUAUAUGAUAAGUCUGUAAGUGGUUUUAAUAAAACGAAGCUGAGGGAUGAAGCCUGGAAAGAGGUGCAAGAAGCUCUGCAUGUUUCAGAAGCGGAAUGUAAGAAACGCUGGCGAUCUUUGCGGGAUUCAUUCAUAAAGUUGCAGCGGACUCACGGUGGACGCACCCGAUGGCCCUACCACAAUGCGAUGAGAUUCCUCUUGCCGCACGUGGAGCCGAAGUCGGAUACGCCUCCAAAACGGGAGACAUCCGACUCAGAAACAGAAGAUGAAAUACGACACCGUCCGGGCCAAUCUCUACCCGAUCUUUUCUCCGACCCUCGGCUAGACGACGACGACGACUUUCAGCCAAAGAAACCCCGUCUCAACUCCACGGAUGAAGAGUACCAACGAACCGACCCUGAUGAGCUGUUCCUCCUCAGUUGUGCUUCCACCUUGAAAAGACUGAACUCCAAGCAAAAUGCUGUAGCUAGACUUAAGAUACAACAGGUACUUUACGAAGCCGAAUUUGGCACACAAAUGGAACUACCUUAUGUCACGCCUGCUAGUGAUUGCGAUUAUGAAAACGUAGACGGAUCUACAGAAUAAACAUUUUAGAAUUAUCAAUUUUACACAAUUUUAAUUAAUAUCACGUGGAAUUUAAAAGUAAAAUACAAUAAUAUAUUUUAAUUUUAAAUAUAAUUAUUAAUUUCAUCGUCAAUGCGUACAGACCUUUAUUGAUGGCAUUAUUUUUGGCGCCAAUUUGACAAUUUUGUGACGUCAUUUUCAAUUCCACGAAAUAUUACACGCACGUAUUUUAAAUAAUAUCUAUUAUUCGUAUUUGUGAGGUUAAUAUUUAAAAAUCACGCUCGAUGAAUGAUGAUAAAGAUACAUGUAAUACGUUCACUAUCGCUGUUUUAUUUCAUUAAAUAUAAUUUAUAAUAGAGAACCGUU
Colias croceus (clouded yellow) is the source of this 2172-nucleotide messenger RNA. Its product is annotated as transcription factor Adf-1-like. Bases 1198 to 1827 code for a protein of 209 amino acids. Gene Ontology annotation, molecular function: DNA binding. The record is from RefSeq and is a predicted model, not a curated record. The transcript is spliced from 4 exons. Gene Ontology annotation, cellular component: nucleus; transcription regulator complex. Lineage: Eukaryota; Metazoa; Arthropoda; Insecta; Lepidoptera; Pieridae. Gene Ontology annotation, biological process: regulation of transcription by RNA polymerase II.